CAUUUUCUAUUUCCACUUUAAUGUUGAUACAUUAUCAAGGCACAUUAUCGCUCUGAAUCUUUAUAGUUAAUUAUGUCGCUCUCAGCGAUGUUAAAAGAGCACCAUCAGCGGACCGCUAGUAGAAAGGAAGAACAAGAGAAAAGAAAGAGGGAGGCAAUUGCUGCUGCAUCCGAAUUUUCUAGUGCCCUUGUUGACCAUCUAAAUGUGGGAGUAUCACAAGCUUAUAUCAAUCAAAAGAAAUUGGAUACUGAGACUCGAAUGCUUCAAUCAAGCGUUACUAGUUUCAAUAAACAAACAGUAUUAUGGUUGAAAUUAGUAGAAGAUUUAAAAAAUUCACUGAAAGAGUUGGGUGAUGUCGAAAAUUGGUCAAAAAGUAUUGAAAGUGAUAUGAAAACUGUUGCCUCGGCCUUAGAAUAUACUUUUAAGCAAGCUUCUCAAAUUCGAUAA
This is a messenger RNA of Dimorphilus gyrociliatus, 447 nucleotides long. Lineage: Eukaryota; Metazoa; Annelida; Polychaeta; Dinophilidae. The record is from the annotation of a GenBank genome assembly.